This is a messenger RNA of Oppia nitens, 3333 nucleotides long. Its product is annotated as lysosomal alpha-mannosidase-like. Gene Ontology annotation, cellular component: lysosome. Lineage: Eukaryota; Metazoa; Arthropoda; Arachnida; Sarcoptiformes; Oppiidae. The transcript is spliced from 5 exons. Gene Ontology annotation, biological process: mannose metabolic process. The record is from RefSeq and is a predicted model, not a curated record. Bases 1 to 3333 code for a protein of 1110 amino acids. Gene Ontology annotation, molecular function: alpha-mannosidase activity; carbohydrate binding.
AUGCAAUUAUCAAUAAUAGAAAUUGUUUCGGUUGUGAUUUUUUGCGUAAUUAUUAGCAAAAUAUCGGCCGACUGUGGCUACGAGUCAUGCCGUAAGACAUACGCUACGGAUAAGCUGAACAUCCAUAUCAUAGCCCACAGUCACGAUGACGUCGGUUGGGUUAAGACAGUCGACAACUAUUAUGCCGACGAAGUUCAACAUAUAAUCACAAAUGUGGUCAACUCGUUAGCCAAAAACCCUGACCGACGAUUCACACAAGUGGAGACCUAUUACUUCAACCGGUGGUGGUCCGAACAAACAGAACAGACACGCAAUUUGGUCCAUCAGUUGGUCAGUUCGGGUCAGUUGGCGUUUGCAAAUGGCGGCUAUACGGUCAACGACGAGGGCGCUGCUCAUUACAAUGAGAUUAUCGAUCAGAUGACGUACGGACUAAAAAUUCUGGAUCACCUGUUUGGCCGAUGCGGUCGACCACUGAUUUCGUGGCAAAUUGAUCCGUUCGGUGCCUCCAAAGAGAUGGCCUCACUGUACGCUCAAAUGGGUUUCGAUGGACAUGUGUUUAAUAGAGGUGUCCAACCAAAAGGCGAGUUCAUAUGGGAAAGUAGUCCCGAUUUGGGCCAAAAAUCCAAUAUCUUUACGACUAUACUUCAUGAUCACUAUAACGCUCCCGAAGGGUUUGACUUUGAAAACGGUAACGACAUAACAACAGACAAUAAGAAACAAAAAGCCGAUUCUUUGGUCUCUUUGGCCAAUCAGUGGAAUCGCGACUUCGGUAACAGUGGACACGUGUUGAUGCCAUUUGGCGAUGACUUUCGCUUUCAAAAUGCUGACCAUUAUUUCUCCAAUUUGGACAAACUUAUUGACGCCAUUCACGAGUUUCACGGCAAAGAUAUUCAUAUAUUUUACUCGACACCGAUGUGCUAUUUGCUGGCAGUUAACCAACUAAAUCGGAUAUAUGAGACGCGCCAACGCGAUUACUUUCCUUUUUGGACCGGUUUCUUUACCAGUAGGCCGUCACUGAAACGCCAGGAGCGCUGGACAAACAGUUUGCUGCAAAUAGGAAAACAAUUGGAUGCCGUGACUCGUCUUCCGGGAGUCGAUCCGUUUGUCAAUGAAGGUCGUAAUGAGAUUGCUGUGAUGACACAUCACGAUGCCAUCACUGGCACAUCGCCUCAGUGGACAGUCAAUGAUUACGAUCAACGAUUAUUCAGCGCUACUGAUGCCAUCCGAGAAGUAGUCGAUAGGACGUAUGAAAAAUUAUUACCAUUGAAUAGACAGUCAUCUGAGAUAACAGUUCCCAAACAAAUUAUAUGCGAUAGACUUAACAUAAGUCAAUGUUUAGUAUCCGAGACCUCAGAUCAGUUGACAUUACUGAUCUAUAAUCCUAUGGGACGGCCAGUUAGUCAAUGGUUUCGUAUACCAGUUAUAUCAAACACAUCUGUUUAUGAAAUGUAUGACAGCACCGGCAGCAAAGUCGAUGACAUACAUAUAGUUCCCGUAUCGCAAAAAGUACUAAAAAUACCAGAAAGGACUACAACUGCUAAAUAUGAGAUAGUUUUUCGCGCAAAUAUAACGGCUUUAGGUUUUGUCACAUAUUUUGUCAAAAAAUCAGAAAAAUUAAUAGAAAAUUUAAGUAAAGUAUCUGAAAAUUUGCCAAAAAUUACUGACAAAAUUCAAAUGAAAGGAAAAGGAUUUACCCUUUUAUUGGACUCUAAGAUCGGAAACAUUGAAUCAAUUAAAUUACAAAAUACUGACAAAGACUAUCCGUUGCGACAGUCGUUUAAGUUUUAUAAAUCAAAUUCAGACAACUAUUAUGUGUUUUGUUCGGAAGGAUCGGUUAAUGACAUCCCGAGAGAUGAGGUUAGAUUAGAAUCGGUAUACAAAAGUGGAUCAAUUCAUGAGGUGACACAAGUGUGGAACAGUUGGAUAACGCAAACAAUACGAGUCUAUGAGGACCGGGAAUACGCAGAACUUGAAUGGAUAGUCGGAUCGAUACCUAUUGAUGACAAUAUUGGCAAAGAAGUGAUCACCAGAUUUGAGACAAAUUUUAAAACUAAAAAUGAGUUCUUCACAGAUGCUAAUGGCAGACAAAAUGUCAAAAGAGUUCGUACAUCUGAAGAAGUAAACUGUGGAAACUAUAGAAAUAGUAUUUCCAAUAAUUAUUAUCCGGUUUACGAAAGAAUUUUCAUUAGAGAUGUCAAACAGGAUAUUCAACUAACAAUACUGACCGAUAGAGCACAGGGAGGUUCCAGUGAAGCGGACGGACAGCUCGAGCUGAUGCUUCACAGACGCCUAAUUAAAGAAGUUUAUGGCAUUAAUCUUAAUGAGACCGGUGUUGAUGGCAAUGGACUGAUAGUUCGUGGAAAACAUUAUCUUUUCUUUAAACCAAUUAAUGAAUCACCAAAACUGUAUCGUGAUUUGGGUCGUCAACUAUAUUGGGAACCGUUGAUCACAUUUUCAACACUCAACGACAGCCAAGAGUCAUAUAAAUCGAAAUAUCGGACCCAAUAUUCAGGUCUUACACAACCAUUGCCUGAAAACGUGCAUUUGUUGACACUGGAAAAGUGGUCACAAAAUAAACUGCUCGUACGGUUGGAGCACAUCUAUCAAAAGGAGGACAACAACAGUCAACUGUCCAAACCAGUAAUCAUUGACUUACAGAAUCUGUUCGAAGAUAUUGUUAUCAAAGAUGUCGUGGAAAUGACUUUAAGUGCCAACCAAUUGCUAUCAGAAUCGCAACAAAAAAAGUUAAAAUGGAUAUCAAAGACAUCAACAAAUGAUAGGCUAACGAUUAAUGCCAUCAAAAAUAUUGUUGACAUCAAACAGAUUCAAUUAAUACCACAAGAGAUUCGGACAUUUAUUAUCACUGUUGAUGAUCACCAGCAAAGAGUUAAUUGUUCCCUUCAAUGGGUACCCCUAACUGAUAGCAAAAUACCGAGUGAUGCUAUUGUCGGUGGAUUUGAUGUCGAUUCUUCACCGCUAUAUGUUUGUCGAUAUAAACACAAUAAUGACAUAAUUCCGGGGAAGGCUAACAAUAAACUGGAAUGUAUUAUCACGUCUGCGGGAAAGUCGUAUAAAAUUUUGACCGACUAUGAGAUACUUGUGGGACACGAUUAUGAUUGGGUUCACAGACAUGGCGCCGAUGCUGUACCCGAUCGGUCAUUCAUUGCCGGACAUAACAGUCAGUCUACAAGUUCUAUAUAUGUUGGCAAAUGUGAUCUGUUUAUCGGUAAUCGCGAGACACAAGUCGUAGGUAAAGUUGACCAUAAGUUUUACUAUGGAUGGGGUGAUGAAGAAAAAGCUGACUGUCCUAAUCAUAAAGUCAUGAUUUGCUAA